AACACGCGCCAACACACCACACGGGAAGUACCAGCACGACCUUUCACGCUGCGAACAGCGUUGAACCCGUUUAUAAUGUUUAUUUCACACGAUAUAAGAAGAAAUUAAGUGUUUGUGUGACUGUGGGAGAAAACUGAACCGACAUGUUUCGCUGUACUCUGGUGGUUUGUGGCAGAGGAGUCGCUAGAAGGUUCGCCUCGUCGUUCGCCGGUGAGAGCGCUCUGCCUCCCAAUUUACUGCUGCCGACCAACCUGGUGGAUCCGACCAGAUUAAAGCGACCACCUCCUCCUGCAGACUGCUCCCUGCCUCUCCUGAGGAAGUGCGAUGCUGUCGUUCCAGCUCAUUUGAGCCCCGUCCAGACGUGGGUGGAGACUCUGGAGAGGACGGACAGCGAGCCUUUGGGUUUGGCUCAGCUCCACCCGGAUGUCUUUGCGGUGCCUCCCAGGCUCGACAUUAUCCACGAGGUUGAAACAUGGCAGAGAAACUUUAAAAGAAUCAGCCACGCCAACACAAAGACCAGGGCGGAGGUCAGAGGUGGAGGCAGGAAACCAUGGAAUCAGAAAGGAAGCGGGAGAGCUCGUCAUGGAAGCAUCCGAUCACCGUUAUGGAGAGGAGGCGGGGUGUCUAAUGGACCCAGAGGGCCGACCAGUUACUACUACAUGUUACCCAUGAAGGUUCGAGUGCAGGGACUCAAAGUGGCUCUGAGCUCCAAGCUGGCGCAGGACUACCUCCACAUUGUAGACUCUCUGAACAUCCCCACACCCGACCCUCAGUACCUGCUGGACCUCAUCAGACACAAACACUGGGGAGAGUCGGUGUUAAUAGUCGACGUAGGUGAAGAGUUUCCUGAAAACCUCCUUCAUGCAACAGCGAAUUUGAAGACGGUGAACAUUAUUCCAGCCAUUGGUCUGAACGUCCACAGCAUGCUGAAACAUGAAACAGUCCUCCUCACCCUGGAGACGAUUAAGUUUCUGGAAGACAAGCUGCUUUGGCACGACCAGCGCUACACACCUCUGUACCCAUUUAAACUGCCCUACUCCGACUUACCAUAGAAA
Epinephelus moara (kelp grouper) is the source of this 1055-nucleotide messenger RNA. It is a transcript of the gene mrpl4, whose product is annotated as mitochondrial ribosomal protein L4. Gene Ontology annotation, molecular function: structural constituent of ribosome. Gene Ontology annotation, biological process: translation. The transcript is spliced from 9 exons. Lineage: Eukaryota; Metazoa; Chordata; Actinopteri; Perciformes; Serranidae. The record is from RefSeq and is a predicted model, not a curated record. Gene Ontology annotation, cellular component: ribosome. The coding region runs from base 144 to 1052 and encodes 302 amino acids.